Messenger RNA from Medicago truncatula (barrel medic), 2261 nucleotides. Its product is annotated as protein CHROMOSOME TRANSMISSION FIDELITY 7. Gene Ontology annotation, biological process: mitotic sister chromatid cohesion. The record is from RefSeq and is a predicted model, not a curated record. Gene Ontology annotation, cellular component: nucleus; chromatin. Gene Ontology annotation, molecular function: protein-lysine-acetyltransferase activity. Bases 74 to 1066 code for a protein of 330 amino acids. The transcript has 5 exons. Lineage: Eukaryota; Viridiplantae; Streptophyta; Magnoliopsida; Fabales; Fabaceae.
CUCAAAACAGGAACGAAACGAAACAAAUGAAGUAAACGGUGGUAGCUACUUGAGUGAGUGCGAAUCGCUGCAAAUGCAAUCAAAGAUCAACCGUUUUUUUAAAUCUCCCGCCAUUGUUGCCGACAACAACGUCGGCAACGAUGAUCUGUCCAAUUGGGACUGGGAAAACAAAAAGCAACAUUCUAUUUUCAACACUUACGCCCGAACUGGUCGGAACCUUCACUCAAUUGCUUCACCUUCCACCGUAAUCCAAAAACCGAUCAUCGAGAAGAACAAGAAGAUAAGCUACGAUCAGUUGCAUUUGGAUUUCGUUCAAUCUGAUUUCCUCUUACGCCCGUGUUCUAUUUGCGGUGUUCGGUUCACUCCUGGAAAUGUAGAAGACGAGAAAUUGCACGCGCAGUUUCACAAACGUUUUACACAAGGAAUCCAAUUUAGGUGUUGGAAUAAUGAAAGGGUUAUUUCUUCUAACAAGAGUGGUCGGAUUGUUUUGAUUUUGGAUACUGAUCCAUCUUCUCAUAGAAACAAGGUUGAAGAAGUUGUGAAGAUGAUGGAAAUUGAGUUGGGAAGUGGAUGGAUAGCUCAUCAAGACUGUAAGGUCUAUUUAUUUGUUUCACUCCAGAGGAUUGUUGGGUGCGUGGUUGCAGAACCAAUCAAAGAAGCAUUCAGAGUUGUGUCUUGCUCAGAUACUGGGCAUUAUGAUAAUGCAAGGAAAAAGGAAAGGAAGGUGUGUCCAACCACCCUCCAGUUUGGGAAUAUUGUUUUUCAAAGGGAAGUUGAAAAAAGAUCCGUGAAUGCGAGUGAUUCUGAGGUGAGCGUUGGUAGGGCAAUAUUCUGUGAAAGCAAACCUGUUGCUGCUGUUUGUGGCAUUAGAGCCAUUUGGGUCACUGCCUCCAACAGAAGAAAGCACUUUGCUAGCCAAUUGCUGGAUGCUGUGAGGAAAAGUUUCUGCACGGGCUUGGAGCUCGAACGCACUCAGCUAGCAUUUUCUCUGCCAACCUCAGCUGGGAAGGCAUUAGCCUGUAGUUAUGUUGAUACUGGAUCGUUUUUGGUGUAUAAAUUAGUGUAAUUGGGGAAGAGAAACAAAUGUGGAAUCAGGGAGUCUCAUGUCAUUGUUGAAGCUGGAAAUCAAGUGUAGAUAGCACGUUCUUCUCUUUCUGUCGGGAAAUGCUUUGGCAAAACAUUUAGUACCUGUGGUGUAGUGGCGGGUGAGUAAGAGAUUUCAUAUGCACUUGAAAUUGUAUUUCUGUGCUUUUUGUAUAUUCAGUCAUGACAUUUAAGUGUUAAUUAUCGUUGAUGCUGAGCCACAAUCAAUGAGAAUGCUUGCUAUUUGAUUAUUCCCCUGUAGUAUUUCAUGCUGAGUCAGGUUUCAACAUUCAUUGGUCAUAUGUUAUCUGGGCAUUUCUGAAGGGUGCCAUAUAAGGUGAAAGCAAUUGAUUAUGUUUAUUGUUUACUUUUAUUUCAUGAAACAUUAUCCUCAAUGUGAAUCAAACUCGUUUUACUAGAAUAAGAAUUAUGAAUCAUACCCUUUUUCAGACUACCUUUACUAAUCAUGCUGAGAACAAAAGAUGCAUUAACUUGGUGUAUUUAACUACUCAGUUAAACCAUGUCUUCACUAUAAGCACAUUUGACAGGAAAUCCCAUACAUUUGCAACAAAAUAGUUUUCCCUCUAUCCAAUUUUAAUUUUCAAUAUUUAUAUGGUUUAUAAAAAGUUGACUACAUUAUGUGUAAGUGUAACAAAAAAAAGUCUAUGCUUUUUGUCAUGAGUUACUCUUGAGUGACCCCUGAUAUUCAAGAAACCGGUAACCCUUGAGUCAGAAGAAAAAGACGUUGGUAAACUUUCAAUCAUUUUUUUUAUAAGCGGUGAUCCUUUAACCUAUGCUCUUGUUUCUUAUAAUUUGAGCAUAAGGCAACCAAAAUUAAUAUACUUUCACCUAUCAUCCUAAAGAACACAAAAGGUUCUUUGUAAGUGGUAACCCUUUAAUUCAAGCUUUGGUUAUUCUUUUGAAUGAAUGAAGAGUUUCUUCAUUUUGUACAAGGAUAAAAAUGUUGCAAUUUCACUAAAGUGUGUAAGAAAUAUUGUUUGAGUAGACCAAUGCUUCUAAGAAUGGUCUCACCUUUUUUGCCUUUUCCUUGACAAGAUUGUUAUUAUAAGUAGUGCUGGAAUUGAGUCAGCUGUGUCAAAUUUAGUUUAGCUCAACUCAACAAUGAUUAGUUCACUGAAAACUCAACAUAUGAUCCCUGUUUUUGAGCUUGAACUUAA